This is a messenger RNA of Prorocentrum cordatum, 1002 nucleotides long. Lineage: Eukaryota; Dinophyceae; Prorocentrales; Prorocentraceae. The record is from the annotation of a GenBank genome assembly.
AUGUUCCAAAUCAUCAGCGGCAGGACGCUGGAGGCCCGCAGAAGAUAUUCGCCCAUUCAAGAAACCGAGCGGAGAGCGUGGCGACGCCGACUCACUGCGAGAUUUGUCGCCAACAUGCUUGGCCAGAAACUGGAGGAGCAUGCUGCGCAUCUGGUUGCGAGCUUCGCAAUCGGGACGCCAGCGCCACUGCCGAAUACUUCCCCGCUUUCUGCAUGGAAGAUGCGCCUAGCCGACAGCCCGAAUGUCGCGCUGAUCGCCAAACAUUGCGCCAACGUCAACUGUCUUGACGACCUCGGAACGCUGCAGGAGCUGAAGUCGCUCCACGUCUGUCUCCCCAGUGAUCGGUGCGCUUGUCAAGCUUUCGCUGACAAGCUUGGUGAUGCGAUGUGUAGCUUGCAGCAGCUGAAGACGCUUCACGUCAACUUCCCCCCCAGCAUCCAGACGGUGAGGAAUUUGAAGGUCAGCGCGUUCGGCCACGGGCUCGGCAAGCUACGACACCUCGAGGAGUUAUCAAUUUCUUUUCAGAGUGUACUCAGGGUGCCCGAGAAACCAGAUAUUAAGCUCCCUUGGUGUGGCUGCUCGCGGUGCCCACGCUGUGGCCGGCAAUUGGCAAACGAGCAGGGCAUGCGGCAGCAUUAUCUCGAAAAACACGUUUUUGCAGAGUCGUUCGAUCCCGAUUUAGAGGCUUUCGGCGCUGGGCUAGGAGGGCUGCAGAAGUUAAAGAUGUUGCAUUUGGAUUUCCGUGGUUGCACGAUCCCGCCCGCAGCUCGCGAUGCAAUUUUGGAUGGGAUCACGAAGCUUCAGGACAUCGAGGAUCUGUACCUGGACUUCGACGGGUGCAACACGUUUUGGAGCAGUGAACAGAAGACGCUCCGCAGCUGGCUCCAUGGCUUGACUAAGCUCCAGACGCUCCGGAUGAAGUUCGGAUACGUUUGCCCGCGUUUCGGGGAUUAUGAGGGCAAGUGUUUUUUCGACCGGGCGACAUUCCUGAACACAUCCUGA